CGUGGUGUGUGCACGUCGCUCUCCUGCUCGACCCAUCUGGCACGACCUCUACCAGUGGCCACAAUGAAAGUGACGGAGGCCCCGUGGGUGACGCUGAUGGUGCUGAUGUCGACCUGGCAGCCGACCGUCAGAGCCGACAAGCUGCCGACACUUCCUGAUCAAUACUUAGUCCCUGACCACAAGAUAAGUGAUCUUGAUAUCAGGUCGGUGGGCUCCACUCUACCACUCUCUCCUCCCGCCAAGUUACCGACGCCCCCUGUCCCUCUCCAGGUGCUGGACGCGCCCCCAGCGCCUGUCCCCACCUUCCCCCCUGCCAUCCAGAGUGACGAGUCUACCCAAGCCAGAAGUGAACCGGCUGCCGUCCCUCCUAGCCCAGUCCUCCCGCUCAAUGGGCUCUACGAUGUUCCCAAGGCUGAGACCAUCCCACAGACCAGCCAGGGGUCUUGUGAAGCAAAGACCGUUGUGGUCACCUCCAGGGACCUUGUGGUCUCAACCAGCGUCUCCAUCUCCCAGGUGUUCAUCCCCUCGACCGUGGUCCAGCGAGUCACCUCUACCAGAGUCCAGCUCCAGACCUCCUACGUCACCGUCCAGGCCCCACCCCAGGUGGUGACGUCACGAUUGGUGGAGACCCAGUACUUCACUGUGACCAGAACCAAUCCGGUUCUCCAGACGGUCAUCAGCGUCACCACCCAGUACCAGCCCCAGUACGUCACAACCACCCAGAUCCAGUACGUCCCCAACACCGCCUGCGCCUCCGCCCCGUCCAAAGGCUACUCCUACCAGGCCCCUGAAGGCAGCUACUCGUACCCGGCUCCUGGAGGCGGCGGGGCGGACACCGGCAGUGUCCUGCCCACCGGGUCUCUCCAGAGCGGAAGCGUGGUGCCAGCGCCGGACGGCUACGUCAGUAGCUCCUUCAGCAACAACGGCUUCAACGGACCGUUCUACGGCCCGUUCUACGCCAGGCCAGUGCCACAUCCCCAACAAAGCUGGAAAAAGGGAUUUUUUGCCAAGUGGGGAUUUUAAGAUGAUAAUGUUGGCUGGUUCCACCAAGGAUGCCUUAGUAAAUGACUACUUCUAGACCUUCUUCACUUCAUUACGUACAUGGCUUGUUGCUCUAGUGUAGAUAAGGAUUUUCUACAGCCGGGAUAGUUCAAUGGAACACGACAAAUACAACGUUAAUGUUGAUUUUGUUUGAUACAACGUUGCAGUUCCGUUCAGUGUGUGUGUAUGUGUGUGUGUGCUCACCUAA
Procambarus clarkii (red swamp crayfish) is the source of this 1249-nucleotide messenger RNA. RefSeq lists its product as uncharacterized. Lineage: Eukaryota; Metazoa; Arthropoda; Malacostraca; Decapoda; Cambaridae. The record is from RefSeq and is a predicted model, not a curated record.